GCGCCCACGCGUCGAGAAGCUGCUCGUCGUCCCUGCCGGCCGCUCGUCCCGAUUGCCUGCCCUCAGCGUCCGCGAUCAGUAAAGCCUUCCUUCAAAGCCCUCCAGUGCCGGCUGUGUACCCCACGUACUUGUCACCGUUAUCACACUAAAAAAAAAAAAAAAUCUUUUGACCUUUCUUUUUCUGACUCCAGCGAAAAUCCUGCUCCGGGUACCUUUAGCCCAGUUUUAUUCAUCCAAGUUGUGGCCUUGCUUGUGCUUUCCGAAGACAUGCCUUCCCCCAACUUUUGAUUGAUCUUGAGGUAGGGACUUUCAGAUUUGGAGGGAUGAUAAACCACCAGCAGCCGGGUCACGGUCACGGACUGGGGUCGGCGGCGGAGGCAGCUAUCUUCGUCCUCCAUUCUGUCAGGCACCUCUCCCGUCGUCAUCGCUGAAAUCCCCAUUCUUCUGAGAGAAUUCGGGUUGGUACAAUAGGCUUCACUAGACUUAGCUGCAACUCAGAAUUUCUCCUCCAGCACCUGAGUAAAUGCUGAUGGUCUUGUGGAGAGUGGAUUAAGAGUACGAGCUAAGUUCUCAAUCCCAAUUGAGAAGCGGAGGAAAUGUAAACUGUCUCCUUCCAAGUUUAUCACUGCCACCACCAUCAAGACAGCAAACCAAAGGACAAAGACUUUGAACUGCUGUGUUGCUCUGUGUAGUCCAGUGCACGCGUGCUUUACAGACUUGGCUGGGGUUACUAAUAAGUAAAUAAAAAGCUGGACGCUUCUGUCAUUCGGACGUUUCAUUCACAAGUUACCAGAAUGAGGGCUGUACUGGAGACAGCAGACAUUGCCGUAGUGGCCCUAUAUUUUAUCCUGGUCAUGUGCAUUGGUUUUUUUGCCAUGUGGAAAUCUAAUAGAAGCACUGUGAGUGGAUACUUCCUGGCCGGGCGCUCUAUGACCUGGGUGGCAAUUGGUGCCUCUCUGUUUGUGAGCAAUAUUGGGAGUGAACACUUCAUUGGGCUGGCAGGAUCUGGAGCAGCGAGUGGAUUUGCAGUGGGCGCGUGGGAAUUCAAUGCCUUACUGCUCUUGCAACUUCUGGGAUGGGUUUUCAUCCCUAUUUACAUCCGGUCAGGGGUAUAUACCAUGCCUGAAUACUUGUCCAAGAGAUUCGGUGGCCAUAGGAUUCAGGUCUAUUUUGCAGCCUUGUCUCUGCUUCUCUAUAUCUUCACCAAGCUCUCAGUGGAUCUGUACUCAGGCGCCCUCUUUAUCCAGGAGUCCUUGGGCUGGAACCUUUAUGUGUCUGUCAUCCUGCUCAUUGGCAUGACUGCCCUGCUGACUGUCACCGGAGGUCUGGUUGCAGUGAUCUACACAGACACUCUGCAGGCUCUGCUCAUGAUCAUUGGGGCACUCACACUUAUGGUUAUUAGCAUAACGACAAUUGGAGGGUUUGAGGAAGUUAAGAGAAGGUACAUGUUGGCCUCACCCAAUGUUGCUUCCAUUUUGUUGACAUACAACCUUUCCAACACAAAUUCUUGUAUGGUCCAUCCUAAGGCGAAUGCCCUAAAAAUGUUGAGAGAUCCAACAGAUGAAGAUGUUCCCUGGCCUGGAUUCAUUCUUGGGCAGACCCCAGCCUCAGUAUGGUACUGGUGUGCUGACCAAGUCAUCGUGCAGAGGGUUCUAGCAGCCAAAAACAUUGCUCAUGCCAAAGGCUCUACUCUAAUGGCUGGCUUCUUGAAGCUUCUACCAAUGUUUAUCAUAGUUGUACCAGGAAUGAUUUCCAGGAUACUGUUUGUUAAUGAGAUAGCUUGCAUCAACCCAGAACACUGCAUGCAAGUGUGUGGAAGCAGAGCUGGGUGCUCCAAUAUUGCUUACCCACGCCUGGUGAUGACAUUGGUUCCUGUGGGCCUUCGAGGCCUGAUGAUGGCAGUGAUGAUUGCAGCUCUGAUGAGUGACUUGGACUCCAUCUUUAACAGCGCCAGUACUAUAUUCACCCUCGAUGUAUACAAACUUAUCCGCAAGAAUGCAAGCUCCCGGGAACUAAUGAUUGUGGGCAGGAUAUUUGUGGCUUUUAUGGUUGUCAUCAGCAUAGCAUGGGUGCCAAUUAUUGUGGAGAUGCAAGGAGGCCAGAUGUACCUUUACAUCCAGGAGGUAGCAGAUUAUCUGACCCCUCCUGUAGCGGCCCUCUUCCUUCUGGCGAUUUUCUGGAACCGCUGCAAUGAGCAAGGGGCUUUCUAUGGUGGAAUGGCAGGCUUUGUUCUUGGAGCUGUCCGCUUGAUACUGGCUUUUACCUACCGUGCUCCUGAGUGUGACCAACCUGAUAACAGGCCAGGCUUCAUCAAAGACAUCCAUUACAUGUAUGUGGCUACAGCAUUAUUUUGGAUCACAGGACUCAUUACUGUAAUUGUUAGUCUUCUCACACCACCUCCCACAAAGGAUCAGAUUCGUACCACUACCUUUUGGUCCAAGAAGACCCUGGUGACAAAGGAGAGCUGCUCUCAGAAAGAGGAGCCAUACAGAAUGCAAGAGAAGAGUAUCCUGCGGUGCAGUGAGAAUAGUGAUGUCAUCAGCCACACUGUUCCCAAUGGGAAGUCUGAAGACAGCAUCAAGGGGAUCCAACCUGAAGACGUUAAUCUGCUGGUGACAUGCCGAGAAGAGGGCAACCCAGUGGCUUCCACGGGUCAUUCAGAGGCAGAAACACCAGUAGAUGCUUAUUCCAAUGGGCAAGCAGCUCUCAUGGGUGAGAGAGAGAGAGAGAAGGAAACAGAAAAUAGAAGCCAGUAUUGGAAGUUCAUAGACUGGUUUUGUGGCUUUAAAAGUAAAAGCCUUAGCAAGAGGAGUCUCAGAGACUUGAUGGACGAAGAGGCUGUUUGUUUACAAAUGUUAGAAGAGACUCCACAAGUUAAAGUGGUACUAAACAUUGGACUGUUUGCUGUGUGCUCGCUUGGAAUUUUCAUGUUUGUCUAUUUCUCCUUAUGAACUUAAGGAUAUGGUGAGACACUUAAGAGAAAAUCCUGGUCUUUGAAAACAAAAAUGUAACUGUUGCACCUCUCAGGCAUUGUUUACGCUGAAGGUUUUAGCCAAAUUCUACUUAGUAGAAAAAUCAUCUAUUUGCAAGACUUAUUUUCCCAGAGAUGGAGGAAAAGUAAAUCUUCAACUUAUAUGAAACAAAGCAGAAUGAAUUGUGCAAAAAAAAAAAAAAAAAUGUGAUUUUUGAGUUUUCCGUACCAAAGUAAGGAGAGACCAAUUAUUCUCAUAUAUCACUUAGGACAAAACAUGUGCUAAGGUAUCAUGAGUAAAGUGUCUUGUCUACAUUGCCAAGUCUUGGUAGACCUUAUGCUGAAGUAAUUUACUCAUUUAUAAGGUUUUUGUCUCUAAUACCUGCUAUAAUUAAAAAAUUGAAUUUGUAGAGACUGUAUGAUUAGUUACGUCCUGAAAAUCUAAUGUGUUGUGUAGUAAUGACUUGAGGACAACUUUGUGUGUGUGGUUGGUCGUUAGCAUGAGUCUAUGGAUUCUGCUUGUCAAGAGAAAGGAAGAGUGUUUUCCUGCAGCUCUUUCUGUACCGCUUGUAUGGAAAUGUUAGCAGCCAGUGUGGAGAAGACCUUAUUUCCAUCCCCUCCCUCUUUUUACCACUUAAACUAAACUUUAAUCAACUGACUACCAAGUCUGUCUAUCAUUUUGCUUUUAAUUAGGGGGGAAGUAAGUACUGCUGAUGAUCUGUCCCCACAUUUAUUGAUCAGAUAAGGAUAUUUUAAAAUAUAAUUUAAGAAUUACCAGCUACCAUGCAAUGACUGAUUUUUAAUGCUAAAUAGAUGAUGAAUCAUUUUUCUGCCUGCUUUCUAGCUGCUUCCUUGUCAUUUUGUAACAUUCCUUAUUUGCCAAAUGCCUUCCCAAAUGGGUCCAGUUGUAAGAUGUCCAGUAUCAUGGAGGAGAGUCGACACUACUUGAGUGCUGAGUUUGGCACUUGCUUAGUUUGUGAAGCACUGUUGUUAAGUUUUAGAGGAACAGUCUAGUUCUGAUAUACUGAAUUCUUUAUAAGUUCUCUUCCUCGUUUCUCUUUAUUUUGAAGAUUUGCUGUGUGUAUACAUCUAUGCUAUUACAGUCAGUACAUGAGUAUGUUUCAUUACAAACUGGCUGUCAGUCAUAAAACAAUCAGCAGUUUGUUGAAACUAUUGAUGAGUGUAGGUUUUCUGUAGGAUGGCCAGCAUGUUCCUAGGUUGCCCCGAACAGGGACUUGAGGGUUUAGCAGUGUGCUUGUAGGGGAUGUCACACUUGUGGAGGACUCGUGAUAUCGGCCUUAUCUUAGCUUGGUAUCCAGUUGCAACAUCCGUGGGCAGCAGAUCUUUUUGGUAGGCUGUUUCUCCUUAUUGAAGAUAGUGCAGAAGGAAUUCGAGAACAAUUCCAAGGAUGAUGUGUGUAGUCCUGUGUCUUCAACACUGCCUCUUCUCCUCCAUUAGAGAUGAAGAAAGCAAAUUCUGUACCUACUUUCUUUAAGCUGAUAACUUUUUAAAUUGCAUGACUUUUAUUAAGCCUUGUACUUAAGGAGAAUUAUUACUUUUAUAGAUCAUUUUAUAGCUUUUCAAUCAAAGUCCUGAUAACUUAA
Molecule: messenger RNA, 4575 nt
Organism: Arvicanthis niloticus (Nile rat)
Lineage: Eukaryota; Metazoa; Chordata; Mammalia; Rodentia; Muridae
Source: RefSeq, a predicted model, not a curated record